AUGAAUUUGGAAUAUUAAAAAAAGAAGCUAAAAAGUCUCAAAGAGGGAUAAAAAUACUAAAAGCAAGAGCCGAAACAUGGCAGAACAAAGAAACUUGUUAUUUUAGUAACUUUGAUAAACUUUUAAUAGAUUUUCCAAUAUUUUAUCAAUAUUAUUUAAACAGAGUGAAAGAGACCGACAAUAAUUUGUUGAUUGACAAAAUGACAGGAAACCGAAAGUGUCCACUCCUGUCAAUUUAUAUAAAUUAAUUCAAUAAUGGCCGAUGCCCUACAGUUUAUCUAAAUACGGAAUAUUUACUAAUUUUCGUACAAUCCAAUUCACUAUCCAAAUGUUUUAACGUGUGUGAGCUAAAUAGAGGAUUCGCGGAAUGUUUCCGCUAACACCGCCUGUCGUAAAGCGUUUGUUGGGAUGGAAAAAGGGCCCGGAAGGGUCUUCGGCCGAGGAUAAAUGGUCUGAAAAAGCUGUGAAAAGCCUCGUGAAGAAACUGAAGAAGAGCGGUGCUAUUGAGGAAUUGGAGAAGGCAUUGUCUAACCAGAGCAGUCAUACAAAGUGCGUUACUAUACCCAGAGUGAAGCCGAAUGACAACGUAAUAAAUGGACAGUACAGAAAGGGCUUGCCGCAUGUUGUGUACUGCAGGCUGUGGCGGUGGCCGCAGCUACAGAGUCAACAUGAACUAAAGCCAGUGGACCACUGUGAAUACGCAUAUCAGUUGAAAAAGGACGAAGUGUGCAUUAACCCUUAUCAUUAUAAUAAAAUAGACUCGCCUGCGUUGCCGCCUAUCCUAGUGCCGCGGUGCGCGGAGGGCGAGGUGCGCGCACCGCCGCCAUACGACUACCAGCAGCACCACGACCACGAUAGUAUAUAUGGUAGCGGCGUGAUGCAGAGCGUGGUGGGCGUUGUGGGCGCGGUGGGCGGCCACAGCGCGCUGUAUCUAGAAGCCACGCUGGCACAGCAAGUGCCCGGCAACACCACCGUACAGUUCAGAAGUUCGUCGUCAGUGGAGACCCCCCCGCCCGGCUACAUGAGCGAGGACGGUGACCCGAUGGACCACAACGACAACAUGAACCUGACCCGCCUGACUCCAUCCCCCGGUAACCUAGCAACGGAGGCAGCUCCAGUCCUGUACCACGAGCCCGCGUUCUGGUGCAGCAUCAGCUACUACGAGCUGAACACCCGCGUGGGGGAGACCUUCCACGCCUCACAACCCUCGAUCACUGUCGACGGCUUCACGGACCCUAGCAACAGUGAGAGGUUUUGCCUCGGUCUCCUGUCCAACGUGAACAGAAACGAGGUGGUGGAGCAAACACGCAGACAUAUCGGCAAAGGCGUCAGACUUUACUACAUUGGCGGUGAAGUGUUCGCGGAGUGCCUGAGCGAUUCCUCGAUAUUCGUUCAGAGUCCCAACUGCAACCAGCGGUAUGGCUGGCACCCCGCUACGGUGUGCAAAAUACCCCCCGGUUGCAACCUCAAAAUAUUCAACAACCAAGAAUUCGCAGCUCUGCUCUCCCAGUCAGUGUCCCAGGGCUUCGAGGCAGUUUUCCAGCUCACGCGAAUGUGCACCAUACGAAUGAGCUUCGUCAAAGGCUGGGGCGCUGAAUACAGGCGGCAGACAGUGACGUCGACGCCAUGUUGGAUCGAGCUGCACCUCAACGGUCCCCUACAGUGGCUGGACCGCGUGCUGACGCAGAUGGGCUCCCCCCCACUGCCCUGCUCCUCCAUGUCCUAACUGCACCAGGUAUAACUAGUAACCACAGAGUCUAUCAGUGUAAGAGAACAUAAGCACAGAAGUAUAAAGAGUAGUUUUGAUAUACAUAAGCGUAGCUCAACAAAUUGAUAUACCUCGAUAGUACACCAUUUCAUGUACAAUACUAUAUGUAUGUAUGUGUACAGAACGCGUCACUAAUGUUGAAAAAAAAAAUCAUUAGGUGUCAUGGAACACCCUUAAGAAGCGUAUCUUUAAAAAACUAUUUAUAUAUUAAUAUUUGAAAACUGGGUGUGGAAUUUCCAAAAAUCUUCAAACUCAUAUUUUUCAUUUUUGACUGAAACCCCAAAUACCAAAGCGGGUUCCAUCUUAGGCUGCAUUAUCACUUGUCAGAAUGAAUGAUUCCAGCCAAGCGCUAGUCAAUAAAUUUAAAAAAAAAAAAAACAAUUUUUGUUGACAGGUUGAAAAAUGACGAACUUUCAUACAAAAUUUCAUCCCCCAUUUAACCUUAGGCCUCAUUUACACGAGAGUUUUUUUAACGUCCGUUAAAAAAGCGUGCAAAUAGAACAAAUGUAUUCCCAAGUAUCUGUUCACACGUAAAAAAGCGUUGACGUGUGAACUAAUACUUGGAACUACAUUUGUCCUAUUUGGAAGCUUUUUUGAGAGACUUUGUAAAGGCUCUCGUGUAAAUGAGGCCUAAAGUUUUUAAAUUAAUUCAAUUUUGCCCGUUCUACUAAAUUAUUAUUAAUUUAAGCUCGGGUAUUGCAGUUUCAACAUUCGUGACGCGAGCUGUAGCGCGGUUGGAGAAUACAAUCCAAAAUGGCCGCUGUUGUUUAUGACUAAACUUUUGCUCCAAUAAAAAAAAAUUGGAAGUCAAUGGUGACUACUUAAAUGAGUGAAAACUUAAACAUACUUGACACUUUCAUUAAAAAUUGAUCCUUAAUAGGUUGUGUUAAGGAACAAAUUUCGAAAGCUAAUAAAAUUAGUAUGUCACUGACGCUUUAAGAUUUGCCCAUCCCAAAAUCUCUAAGCGAUUUCACUAAAGAAAUAUUAUUAUUCAAAAUUUUAUUUUGGGCAUACCUAGUCUAGAUUCAAAAACAUAAAAAAUAUGAACUAAUAAAAAUUGAGUUGAAUUGAGAACCUCCUCCUAUAUGGAAGUUUAAAAAGUUAAAAAUGACUGUGAUAUAUAGACGGACGGAUGAAAAGGAUUGGACGGAACUAUAAGAGUUCGUUAUUUUACUAGGGAACCCUAAAAAAUUAAAACCUUUAAGACAAGCUAUGUUAUCGACAGUUGCCAUUUUCAAUUCUACCCUCCAACCGCGCGAAUAUCUUCGAUUAUUAUGUAAACGAUCUUAUUUGUAAGGAGCUAAAGUGUAUUUUUCAUUAACACUUGUAUAUUAUAUAAGUUUUUCUUUUGAAGCUUGCAAUAAACAAUCCAUUUUUCUUUAGCUGAUUUAAAAGGUGAGUAAAUACCAGAAACGCUUAAGCGACCUGCUGUGCCUGGCGCUUUAGACUUACUCAAGCUUGGUUCUUCAUUUGUAUUAGUUUGAACUCUGUUUGUCACGUGACCCGAAAAUAUACUUACGGCCGCACUCGUUUGACUCUUAUUUCUCAUGAGAAAGAGAGAGACAAAAGAUAAGAGUUUACGCGAUAGAAAGAGAAGCAUUUGUUUAUGUAUAGGCCGAGCUGAAUUACGCUUUAUUGCGUUGUAACAAGAGUCACUAUUUAUCCAAACGUCUUUGCGGAGUGAGCCUUUUGUAGAGGAUUCAUUGUUAGUUCACGGUAAAAAUGUCCUAAGCGCCGUGCAUUGCGUGUCGCUUACGCGUUUUUGCGUAAACUGAUUUCUUUACCUUUUAGUCAGCUAAGAAAAAAUAGUUCACAUUAUUAUGUAUUACGUUAAUUAAGGGUUCUAUUCGUAUUCAACGUAAAACGUGUUUUAUUUGUUACACUUGGACAUUUAGGGUGCCUAUUCACUGAAGCGAAGUGGAGCGGAGAUUUAUUAAGCAAACCAA
Maniola jurtina (meadow brown) is the source of this 3714-nucleotide messenger RNA. RefSeq names its product mothers against decapentaplegic homolog 3 (gene Smox). Gene Ontology annotation, molecular function: DNA-binding transcription factor activity, RNA polymerase II-specific; I-SMAD binding; RNA polymerase II cis-regulatory region sequence-specific DNA binding. The record is from RefSeq and is a predicted model, not a curated record. Gene Ontology annotation, cellular component: heteromeric SMAD protein complex. The transcript is spliced from 12 exons. Bases 368 to 1726 code for a protein of 452 amino acids. Lineage: Eukaryota; Metazoa; Arthropoda; Insecta; Lepidoptera; Nymphalidae. Gene Ontology annotation, biological process: cell differentiation; SMAD protein signal transduction; anatomical structure morphogenesis.